AUGUCGGCCGCUGAAUCUUCUGCUGCUGGAUCUUCCAGUUUCAACCCUAGAUUUACUAAACCUUUCGUUAACAGUGGGAAGAAUGAGAAGGAAUAUCCCGAGCACCCAAUGUCCUUUCAAAAGUCGGCAAGUGCCUCAGAGGAGGUGAAAGAUCGCAUGAAGAUUAAUAUGUCUGAAUUCACACGGCAAAUGGAGAGGGCGAAAGCUGAUGCCAAAGAUGUCGAUAUCUGGCUAGAUCAAAUUUACACCAACCGAAUUCGCGAAUAUCCGACCUAUGAACAACGGGCGCACAAAUUUGCUCAGGAAGGAAUAGCAAGGAUGAUGAAGGAGGAAAGUAGCCAAUGGGAUGUUAAAGAGUGA
Molecule: messenger RNA, 360 nt
Organism: Sclerotinia sclerotiorum 1980 UF-70
Lineage: Eukaryota; Fungi; Ascomycota; Leotiomycetes; Helotiales; Sclerotiniaceae
Exons: 2
Coding region: 1-360 (119 amino acids)
Source: RefSeq, a predicted model, not a curated record